AAUACCAACAGUCUCUCUGGCAGAGGUACUAACCCCACGCUUUACUCUCUCCCGCUCUCUGCUAGGGUUUUAGGGGCAAGGGUUUCUCGUAAAAAUUCCAAAAACCGAGUUCAAGCAAUGGAUAGGUACCAGAGGGUCGAAAAGCCGAAGCCCGAGUCGCCGAUAAACGAAAACGAGAUCCGAAUCACCACUCAAGGCGCCAUCAGAAACUACAUCAGCUAUGCCACCACUCUUCUCCAGGAAAAACGUGUUAGAGAGAUUGUCUUGAAAGCAAUGGGACAGGCAAUCAGCAAGACAGUAGCUAUUGCAGAGAUUUUAAAGAAGAGAAUUGCCAGGUUGCAUCAAGAUACUGCCAUUAGCUCAAUAAGCAUAACUGAUGUAUGGGAACCCAUUGAAGAGGGACUAGUACCUGUGGAGAUGACUCGCCAUGUCUCAAUGAUUUCAAUCACCUUAUCUCCUAGAGAGCUAAACAAAAGUUCUCCUGGGUACCAAGCUCCACAUAAUGCUGAACAACCAAAGCCACAAUCUACUUAUCAGCAGCAACAACCACCAAAACAAGCACGUCCUGCAUACAACGCUGUUGCCGAAGAUUCAUAUGGCCGAGGACGGGGUCGUGGUAGAGGGAGAGGGCGGAGUUGGGGCAGGGGUGGAUAUGGUGGGAACUACCAAGGUGGAUAUGGGAACUAUCAGGGUGGAGGUGGAUAUGGAUAUUAUCAAGGUGGAUAUGGAAACUAUCAAGAGAAUGGUGGAUAUCCAAACCGGGGCCGAGGAGGUGGGCGAGGCAGAGGUUGGGGCUAUCGUGGUAACCAGGGAUAUGAAAGAGGUAACCAGGCAUCAUAUGAAAGAGGUAACCAGGGAUAUGAAAGAGGUAACCAGGCAUAUGAUAGAGGUAACCAGGGAUAUGAAAGAGGAGGUAGCCAGGGAUAUGAAAGAGGAGGUAACCAGGCAUAUGAAAGAGGAGGUAACCAGGGAUAUGAAAGAGGAGGUAACCAGGCAUUUGAAAGAGGAGGUAACCAGGGAUAUGAAAGAGGAGGUAACCAGGCAUAUGAAAGAGGUAACCAGGGAUAUGAAAGAGGCAGAGGGGGAGGGGGUAGAGGGUAUGGCCGUGGGCGGGGAAGGAUGGGUGGCCGGGGAAGGGGUGGUGGCAACCAGGCAUAGUAAGAACUGCUCUCCUUUUUUUCGUUGCUUUAGCUAAAUGCUUGCCUUGGGCUGUGGGUUGAAUGUAUACGAGUACAGUUGUAAUAGCGUGAAAUAUGGUUCACAAUCUCCAGCAUUAUUAUGCGGUGUUUUUGAAGUGUUUUUCAUUAUAUGGAUGUGGGCAAGGUUGUGCUGCUCUUCUUUUGCAUAUCUACCCAAAAGAUCAAUUUGGUGGGUUUAUGAAUAUGAGUGCUGUAAUUCAUUUACCCCUUUGGUUUCCAA
Messenger RNA from Corylus avellana, 1419 nucleotides. RefSeq names its product Alba DNA/RNA-binding protein. The record is from RefSeq and is a predicted model, not a curated record. NCBI's taxonomy places the organism in Eukaryota, Viridiplantae, Streptophyta, Magnoliopsida, Fagales, Betulaceae. Gene Ontology annotation, molecular function: RNA binding.